GAACCCUAUUCUUUAUUUUUUAGUGUUUGGAGUGGUUUGUGGGGGAUUGGUUAUCACGGAAGGAGAAGCUUAGUACAGACAGUAUGCCAAGCAGUGCAUUUACAUAUUAAGAUUAUGGUUACAUAAUCAGCAAAGGAGUCUGUUCCUUCUGUCAAAAUUAUUACUAAGGAAGUAUAUUAACACUUUAAGGUGCCAGUUUCAAGGAACUGGAAGAUAAAAUCGCUGCUUGACUUAACUCACAACAUUUAAGGAUUACUUCUGUCUGAACCGCAGUGUACCAUGAAAAACUAAGGCAAGCCAGUCUUGCUUCCCACGUCGUGGGUGGUGUGGGAGGGGCCAUUAGUCCUGUAUGAAAAAGGUGGUACCUUGGAUUUAAAAAAAUGGAUGUUGGACCUGUACACAUGUGACCAGGUUCCUAAAAAUACCCUAAGAAAAAAAAAUUUGAAGCAGAUUUUAUCUGGUGCUGAAUUGGUCCACAGUACAGGACAGGGGGGUUUUAUAUGAUGUUCCACUGGGAGGUAGGUCAACUUGUAGCUAGGAGCCUUUUCCAUUAUUGUUUUGCCAAAAAAUCUGCCAGGCUGCCACUUGUGCCAGGCUGCAGAUGGCCCAUAAAGGUAGUUUGUCAGGUACUUCAGUAGUGAGAUGCAUACUGGAUGCUUUUUUUUCAGGAUGGUUUUGAUUUAGUUAACAAGUAUUUGUUGAAUUCCUCCUCCUGCAUAAGAGACAGGGCUAGAGAGGUGAAAUCAGUAAAGAAUUCUGCUCUUGCAGAGUUGACUGUCUGCUAGGAGGAUUGCCUUCACUAAAAGUUAACUCCAAAUUAAAGUACAUUUUUCCGUGUUAAAUGGAACCAAUAAUAAAUGCACAAAAGUAAAGAGUUGAAGAGAUUGCCAUAGACCCCCUAGAGUCCUGACUUGGAGACUAAAAAUAGAGGAUUAGGUGCAAGGUAGAACUGAUGCGUCUUGGUGAGUUGUUAGUUUUGGGGGAAAAGAGGGUAGAAGGAGGAGUAAAAAAUUAAUUUGUUUUCAACCUAAGUUGCAGAAUGAUGGGUGCACCAUCAAGGUAAAAAUAUUUGUUAGUUCCUUAGGAAUAAAGUCUUUUUACGUUUUCUGAGUUAUUCCCACGACUCCACUUGUAUUUCCCUGCACACAUUUGAUGUUAACAAGUAUGUUUUGAAGAUUUUAAAUAAUCAUGUUUGCAACAAAUGAGUUGUACACGUUUGAGGCAGACUGUUGGCUAGGUCAGGAGAGAGGCCCUGGUCUUAUGGUUUCAGAGAUCUUUGGAGGGAGCUGCCCAUGGCUUACAACUGCAGGCCUCUUCUGUGUAGCUGCUUCAGCCGUAGGUGAGAGUGUGUAGAUGAGGCAAGGGAGGGAGCCGUAAACAUUUCCCUUUCACUGUCUCACAGGUAUUUGUGUUGUUUGAUUCUGUAGAGGAAGGACAUUUAUGUAAGGCUUCACUGAUAUUCAUUUAGUUAUAUGGACAGAAGCCAAGUGAAAUAUAGGGGGAUAUUUCUGAGACAUCUCAGGAGUGUAUUUUGAUGGCCAUAGAAAAAGUCAUGAGUCGUUUUGCGCUGAAUGUCGGGCAACUAUGUUGGCUUUCAUGAUGUCCCUACAAACGGCAUACUUUGUGUGCCCAUAAAAAACUACUAGAAUACCCAGGGAAAUAGAAUCAGGUUGAAUUAGUCCAGUCCAAUUUCUUUUUUAGGAUGAGCCCCAGGAUCUGGAUAACUCAAGACUAUUAUAGCCUAAAAAUGUUUCUCUGGGGCCCGGCCCCGUGGCCUAGUGGUUAAGAUUGGCAGGCUCUACUUUGGCGUCCCAGGUUUGGUUCCCGGGCACGGACCUACACUACUCGUCAGCAGCCAUGCUGUGGUGGUGACCCACAUACAAAACAAAGGAAGAUGGGCACAGAUGUUAGCUCAGGGUGAAUCUUCCUCAGCAAAAAAUGUUUCUCUGUAAGAACCUCAGGCAUUACCAGAACAAACCCAAACCAAGAGGAUUUAGGUGACACUUAAUUAGCUUCCUGUGUGCAGUGAUGAGACCUUUAUUGGCUUGUGACAGUUGACCUUUUGUUAGCCAACAGGAUUUGUAGCUCCAAUUUCUGGAGACUAAUAGGCUCUCUUUCCAGACUUUUAAGGCUGUUUCUGUGCUUAGAAUGAAUUUUUGAUCUAAGGAUGUCGUUGCCUGGACCUGUGGAUGGAUUCUAGGGAUCUGCAAACCACCUGAAAUUGUGUGUAAAAUAUUCUGUCUGUAUAUGCAUUUCUAGAGAUAAGGUCAAAGACUCUCAUGUGAUCUUAAAAGGAUCUGAGACUCAAGUAAAGUUGGCAGCUUAAUGUCGUUCACUCUUCUAGUCAUUGGGGACAUAAUUCACAAAGAUAGAAGCCAUUUUUAGGGAGGUGAUUUGGAGUGAGAGUUAGAAGUAGAUAAUGUUUUCCAUUUGUGAGGCUGGAAAAAGGGAUGGGACCAUCUUUCUCAAAUAUCGCUUUCACUGAGCAACUCAAAAUGUAAACCUGUGUCUAAUCAGUACACAUCAAAAAUAUUUAUUUUACUUUGGUUUUCCCCUCGGGUAAAUUUGGCAAGUACAUUUUACUUCUCCUUCAAGGACCAGCACCUUUUUUCUUUGCAUCUCUUUAUUUGGGCCUCAAGCUCAUUGGGAUUUACAAUCUAUAAAAAGCUCCUGAUGAGUAAUUAAAUUAGUAUCACUAGCUUCUUGUUAGUAAAUUAUGUUGUGUCUUAUGUUCUACUGGUCUUUUUUGUUCGCUUUCUAUUUGGGAGACCACAGAAAGUUUUCUGUUGCAGUCACAGCGUUUCUCCUGUCAGUGUUUGUACUCCAAAUGCCUGGAGACUCAUAGUUACACACCACAAUGCCAUAGGGCUUUAUAAUAAGAGAAUCAUUUUACAGCUUUGGAAUUCGUAUCAAAUCAAAAGGGCCCCAGUCUCUUCUCCCUCAAAAGAUAUUGUGCUUACAGAGUAGCUGAAUAACAAUUUUGGCGGUCACCAUCCUUGUUUGAAGAAAAUAUUUAAGUGGGAAAGUUAUUUUACUAUUUUAUCUCUAGUACUAAAGAAUCUGCGUGGUGCAUAUUUUCAAAAAACAAUAUGACUUCUUAGAGUGAGUAGACAUUAAUGUUACUCUAUAAAAUUUUUAAACAUAUAAGAUCAGGCUUUAUUUUUUCUGAACAUAUAUUUCACCUUUUGGGAUAUCUUACAAAUUACACUUGGUAGUAGAUGCCUCUUAUAUUUUAAUAGAUGUUUAGUUAUAUAUCUUGUGUGUGUUUUAAGUUGGGGAAGAAUAUAUCUUUUAGAACAUAUCUAACUAAAUUUUACUGAUUUCACUGGAACCUCGUAUUUUCAGUAGAGUUCAGGUUGAGAUUUGAUGUCGUGUAACAUUACUUCAAAGUCAGAGCCUACAAGGUGAAUACGUUGCUGGCUGAUACUAACAUUAAACCAUUACAUUCCUGACAUAAAACAAAAUUGCUGUCCCUGGAACAAAAGAGUGACUGAAAAAUGGACCAUUAGCACCUAAACUUUAUGUUUGAAAUAAUUUUUCUAAGAGAUCACCUUUCUAUUUUUAUUCAGGGAAUGGCCCAAAAGGGUAAUUUAUUGUUUUGAGUUUAUUGCUUUUUCAUUUUGUAUUUUAAAGCAUGCUAAUUUAAUGGUUUUAAAAACUUAUUAACGUUUGUUAGUAAAUACCAAAACAGCACACAGUUGUGAAAUAAAUUGAGUAAUUUUCUUUGUAGAGAGAGUGAGUAAAAUGUUUUCUAUUUUUAUUUUGCCCCCUACUUUUUUUUUUCCAGUGCACCUAUGAUAUGUGUUUUAGAAAUACAUGUUAAAUUUUGGUUUGAAUGAAAAAAUGUCUCUCAAUCCACCUAUAUUUCUCAAAGAAAGGGAAGAAAAUAAUUCAAAAUUUGUAGAAAUACAACAGUCACAAACUGCUCCCAUAGCUUCAGAAGAUCCUCUUCAAAACUUAUGCUUAGCUUCUCAAGAAGUUCUUCAAAAAGCUCAACAAAGUGGGAGAUCAAGGUGUCUCAAAUGCGGUGGUUCAAGAAUGUUCUACUGCUAUACGUGUUAUGUCCCAGUUGAAAACGUACCUCUUGAACAGAUGCCACUUGUGAAGCUUCCAUUGAAGAUUGACAUCAUUAAACAUCCAAAUGAAACAGAUGGCAAAAGUACUGCUAUACAUGCAAAACUCUUAGCACCUGACUUUGUAAAUAUCUACACUUAUCCUUGUAUUCCAGAAUAUGAAGAAAAGGACCAUGAAGUUGCACUUGUUUUUCCUGGGCCUAAGUCUGUCUCAAUAAAAGACAUUUCUUUUCACCUGCAAAAAAGGAUUCAAAAUAAUGUUAGAGGCAAAAAUGAUGACCCUGACAAGCCAUCUACUAAACGCAAGAAAACCGAAGAAGAGGAUUUGAAUGAUAGCAAGUUCAAAGACACAACAUUGAAAAAAAUUAUAUUUAUAGAUAGUACGUGGAACCAAACAAACAAAAUAUUCACUGACGAGAGACUUCAAGGGUUAUUACAAGUUGAGUUGAAAACAAGAAAAACUUGCUUUUGGCGCCAUCAAAAAGGAAAGCCAGAUACCUUCCUUUCCACAAUUGAAGCCAUUUACUACUUUCUGGUAGACUACCAUACUGAUAUAUUAAAAGAGAAAUACAAAGGACAAUAUGACAAUCUUUUAUUUUUCUACUCUUUUAUGUACCAGUUGAUAAAGAAUGCCAAAUGCUCUGGAGACAAGGAAACAAGAAAACUUACCCAUUAGUUUUUAAGAAGCCACUUAUGUCAUUUUAUUUUGCUAAAAUCAAUAAACUUAUAAUUGUG
Diceros bicornis minor is the source of this 4808-nucleotide messenger RNA. It is a transcript of the gene DTWD1, whose product is annotated as DTW domain containing 1. Gene Ontology annotation, biological process: tRNA modification. The transcript is spliced from 4 exons. Lineage: Eukaryota; Metazoa; Chordata; Mammalia; Perissodactyla; Rhinocerotidae. The coding region runs from base 3817 to 4749 and encodes 310 amino acids. Gene Ontology annotation, cellular component: nucleus. Gene Ontology annotation, molecular function: tRNA-uridine aminocarboxypropyltransferase activity. The record is from RefSeq and is a predicted model, not a curated record.